Messenger RNA from Aspergillus affinis, 891 nucleotides. RefSeq names its product lipase family protein. The transcript has 4 exons. NCBI's taxonomy places the organism in Eukaryota, Fungi, Ascomycota, Eurotiomycetes, Eurotiales, Aspergillaceae. Gene Ontology annotation, biological process: lipid catabolic process. The record is from RefSeq and is a predicted model, not a curated record. Bases 1 to 891 code for a protein of 296 amino acids.
AUGGUGUUCGCUUCUCUUGGACGGGUCCUGGCGAUCACGGCCUUGAUAGGGUUGGGUGCUGCUGCUCCGGCGAAGUUGACUUCGAGAGAUGUCUCCGCCGACGUCCUGCAACAGUUGAAUCUGUUCGCGGAAUACUCAGCCGCUUCAUACUGCACGUCGAACAUCGACUCCCCCGGCGACAAGCUAACCUGCUCGGCGGGCAACUGUCCCUCCGUCGAGAAGGCUGAGACGGAGACAUUGAAUGAAUUUUCUGGCUCCGACGAAUUCGGCGACGUAACCGGUUUUUUCGCCGUCGACUCGACUAAUAAGCUCCUGGUCCUGGCCUUCCGCGGCUCCCGCAGCAUCGAAAACUGGAUCGCGAACCUGGACUUCGGUCUCGACAAGGUCGAGGGCCUUUGCUCCGGCUGCCAGGCGCACGGCGGCUUCUACAAGGCCUGGCAGUCCGUAGCCGACGACAUCACGGCCAGCGUCAAGUCCGCCACCGCGGAGUACAAGGACUACAAGCUCGUGUUCACGGGACAUAGCUUUGGGGCGGCGCUGGCGACGUUCGCGGCGACUGCGUUGCGAAACGACGGAUAUGAAAUCGAUCUGUACUCCUACGGCUCCCCGCGCCUCGGCAACAAGGCCCUGGCUACAUACAUCACCGGCCAAGGCACCAACUACCGCGUCACGCACACGAACGACAUCGUUCCGCGUGUCCCGCCCUCUCUCUUGGGCUUCACGCACUGGAGUCCCGAGUACUGGAUCACCAGCGCCAACGGUGUCACUGUCACCGCUGCGGACAUCAAUGUGGUCGAGGGCGUGGGAUCGAGGGACGGUAAUGCGGGCGAAAAGAACCAGAGCGUUUUGGCGCAUUCGUGGUAUUUUAACUCGAUUUUCAAGUGUCUAUAG